AGAGAGAAACAUGACAUUUAUUGAAUAAACCUUCUUGCUGUACAUGCCUGGGGCUGCGUGCCAUGGCCAGAGCAACCUGAUGGGGCAUGUGGGAAGUUGUGGCUAGGGCCCUGGUGUCUGGUGUGAAACACCGAUGCCAAGCACACGAGAUGUGGGGAAUGGAGUGGGCAGUAGCACUGGGAAAAGCCCCAAAAUCCGUGCUGGGGCUGGAGCCUGUGCUGCAGGUGAGCACAGCUCAUUGUGAUGACCCAGCAAUGGAGUGUGGCAUCGCUGUGGGAGGGAGGGCAGUGAUGUCCCCUGGCAAAGGUCGAAAGAAGGUGACGCCCAGCAGCUUGGCCAAGUGAUGGAUUGAGACAUCUCCAGGCAACGGAUUGUGACUCCAUAGCCAUGCUGCUUGAAUGUGGGUGCAUCAGCUCAGCCCAGCAGUUCGUGCCUGGCCUCCAACCGAGCGUGUGUGCGAGGACUGGAGUGUGGAGAGGGCGAGCUUUGGUGCUGGAACGUGCUCUGGGUGCUGCUAGCACAGCUCUCAGUGGCCGUCUCAGAGCCACUUGUUGUUUACCCGACCCUGCUUGGAGCAGGCAGACGGGAUAUCCCAGAGAGGCGCGUGCAGCAGCAUAGCGUGACACCUGCUGCUGUAGCGUCAGUGCUGGGGAGCGCGUUGCCAUCUCGUGCUCCCCCUAGCCCACCGCACGUGGUGGACGCAUGGAGGCAGAAUUAGACACCCGCUGCCCCGUAUGCCUGGAGAACUGCGACAGCGCGGCAUACGCCAUGCCGUGCUGCCACCAGUUCUGCUUCCACUGCAUCCAGCGGUGGACUAGCACCAGGCCCCAGUGUCCGCUUUGCAAACGGGGUGUGGAGUCCAUCAUCCACACAGUGCGAGCGGACAACGACUAUCAGGAGCUGGUCCUCAGACCAGCUCCAGUGGCAUCCAUGGCCACACGGAGCCCCACAGGCCCCUGGGCAGCCCGGCCAUGGCCUGCAGUGCCCAGGCGUUCUGUGGGCGGCCUCACUCCUGCCACCUGGGCUUCCCUCUUCAGGGAGCACCCGGCCCUGCUGCAGCCCCUGCGGUCCUGGCUGCGCCACAAGCUGCACCGCAUCCUGGGCACCCAGGAGCCACAGGCAAAUACGGUGGCACACAGUGUCAUCUGGGCCCUGCUCCUCGUCGGCUUGGCGGAGGAGAUCCUGGCAGAAAUGCUGGAACCCGACCUGGAGGGCCACACGGUGACCUUUGUACGGCAGUUCAUCGCCUUCACCGUGCAGAGGUGCGGCAGGGAGGCCCACCGCUUGCUGGGCCUCAAUCUCUCCCCCGCUGCUGGGCCACAGGAGGCCAACCCUGCAUCAGAGCCCAGAGCUGCCCCACGGGAGGAGGCUUCUGUCCAUGGCCCAGCAUCCUCCACCAGCUCUGCCAGCUCCAGCAGGAACGAAAUGCCGGGCAGGACAGCGGAAGAGCUCCAUGGGCAUCCCAGCCGCCCACAUUACAAUCCCGUGACUGUCACCAUGGAGCAGGCAGUGCCUCGCGAGGAGCCAGAAGAGCCUGUGGCAGGGCCCUCUGGCACCAGCCAAACUGGGAGGACAACCCGGCGAGCCCCAAAGAGGAAGGCCAGCGACUCCCAGGCCUCAGCAUCGCCAAAGAAGAGGCCACCCCGCCGGCAGGAAUAGAACGGUGGUGGAGCUGAGGAGACUGGGGCUGGGCAGCAGCUGGGACACACACCGGCCCCAAUGGACCCUUGUCAUCAGUGUCCAAUUCCACCAUGGAAAUAAAGGAGAAAAAUGUGUUGGCAUUGCUAAGAGCAGAGCGGUUGUUGCUUCCCCGUCCUUGAUGCUUUCUUCCCUUUUUCCUGCUGCCAUGCCACUGCUGGCACUGUUGCAUUUCAGACGGGAAUCCCAUGGACUGCAGAGAGGGGAAGGGCAAAUUUCUGCACCUGGGGAGGAACAUCCCCAGGCCGCACUACAGCUGGGAUUGGCCAUCUGGAGCAGAACUAGGAGCCCUGCUGGACACCAGGCUGAACCAGCAAGGAGCCCAGGCCGCCUUGGUGAAUGGUGUCGUGGGCUGCAUGAGGCCGGGUGCCACCGGCAGCUGAAGGGCGGUUAUCCUGCGGCUCUGCUCAGCUCUGAGGAGGCCACAGCUGGAGCACUGGGCCCUGAGCUGGGCUCCCCAGCUCAAGGCAGGCCUAGUGUUGUUCACUUUGCAUAUCCAUGGCCCUGGGAUUGCAAACUGUCCCUGUCCCAUCUGCCCAGGGGCUGCUGGGCUUGCUGGCAUGUGGUGUAUUUGGAGGGGUGGAGGGCUUGGUAUUGUGCGCAGGUAUGAGGAGCAGGGUUUGUCCCCAGCCUUGCAGAGGAGCCUGUCCUUCACCCUCUUGUGACAUGC
Numida meleagris (helmeted guineafowl) is the source of this 2368-nucleotide messenger RNA. RefSeq lists its product as uncharacterized. Gene Ontology annotation, molecular function: ubiquitin protein ligase activity. The transcript has 2 exons. The coding region runs from base 703 to 1659 and encodes 318 amino acids. NCBI's taxonomy places the organism in Eukaryota, Metazoa, Chordata, Aves, Galliformes, Numididae. Gene Ontology annotation, biological process: protein polyubiquitination; protein monoubiquitination. The record is from RefSeq and is a predicted model, not a curated record.